This is a messenger RNA of Sphaerulina musiva SO2202, 4658 nucleotides long. Its product is annotated as BNR/Asp-box repeat family protein. Gene Ontology annotation, molecular function: protein binding. The coding region runs from base 100 to 4536 and encodes 1478 amino acids. NCBI's taxonomy places the organism in Eukaryota, Fungi, Ascomycota, Dothideomycetes, Mycosphaerellales, Mycosphaerellaceae. The record is from RefSeq and is a predicted model, not a curated record. Gene Ontology annotation, biological process: Golgi to vacuole transport; protein targeting to vacuole; Golgi to endosome transport. Gene Ontology annotation, cellular component: membrane; Golgi apparatus. The transcript has a single exon.
CAUAGCUGUUCUUCUUUGCUUGCAACUACCGUACCGCACCGUACACACCCUCUCAAUCGCCACUACACAUGACAAUCCCACUCCUCCCACCAUAACGAGAUGCGAGAGCCAAGACGUGGCCUGCUGUCGCUGCUGCUGCUCCUCUGCACGCUGGCCCUGCUGGCGGCGGAGGUGCCAGCAGCAGCAGCAGCCAAGGACAAGCCCGACAUCGACGACUACAACUUCCACGCGAGACCCGUCAACGUCCUGUACUUUGAGGACAGCGAUGUCAUCCUCGCCACCGAUGCCGACGCCCUGACGACCUACCGUUCUGAUAAUGGCGGCAAGUCGUGGGACAAGCUGGACGGCGUGGCCGCUGGCGAGGUCAUGGAAGUGCUGAAGCAUCCUUACGACAAGCAGGUGGCCCUAGUGCUAGGUACGGAAAAGACGCACUGGAUCACGCAUGAUCGCGGGAAACAAUGGCGUUCCUUCACCUCGCCCGUCCAUCCCUCCCUGUCUCGCGCCGGCAUCGCCUUCCACGCCACCGACCCAGACCGCAUGCUGUUCGUUGCCCAGAAGACCAGCGGCUUCUCACGCGAGGACAUUGUCUACUACACCACCGAUGGCUUCAAGACGGACAUGAAGCUGUUGCACAAGGACGUGUUCUCAUGUCUCUGGGCCAAGACAACCGACAUCUUCACGACGAGCGACGAGAAACGUGAUCGUGAUGCCAUACUCUGUAUUGCCCGAGGCCAAUUCGACUUCUUCAAGUCGCACAACCGUAUCAUCAUGUCGACCGACUUCUUCGAGAGCGAGGAGAUUGAGCCGACCAUGAGCGAUGGCAGGACUGUGGAGGGCAUCACAAACCUGGCCGCUGUCAAGAGUUAUAUCGUGUUUGCUGCAAAAAGUGAAAGAACGACCGAAAUGGCCAUGUAUGUCUCUGAUGACACCCAAACCUGGCAUCGCGCCGAAUUUGGUCAGCAUAAGCUGGAAGAGGACGCGUAUACGCUGUUGGAAAGCACAAACUACAGCAUGCAGGUGGAUGUGAUGACAACGGAGCACUCAGACCCCAUGGGUGUUCUCCUGACCUCAAACAGCAACGGGACUUUCUUCACCAAGAACAUUGAACACACCAACCGCAACGAUGAGGGCUUUGUGGACUUCGAAAAGAUGGCCGGCAUACAGGGCAUUGUACUCGUCAACACAGUGGAGAACUGGAAAGAGGUGGAAACAAAGUGGGGAGCACAGAAGGAUGUAAUCUCACAGAUCUCGUUUGACGACGGCAGGACGUGGGAAAAUCUGAAAGCCGAUGGGAAGACACUCCAUCUCUACUCGGUUACUAACCAGAGGAACGUUGGCCGGAUAUUCAGCAGUCCAGCGCCUGGUCUGGUCAUGGGUGUAGGAAACACUGGCAAACGCCUUGAGGACUAUGAGAAAUGCGACACCUAUGUGUCCGACGAUGCUGGCUUGACGUGGCGCAAAGCGCUCGACAAGCCUCACAUAUAUGAAUUCGGCGCGCAAGGUUCCAUCUUGGUCGCUGUAGAAGAUACGGAAACGAAUAAGAUUAAGUGGUCGCUGAAUCACGGCAAAGAUUGGGAAUCAACAGAAGUGGACGAGAAAUUCACACCCUUGGCACUUACGACAACACCCGAUGCGACUUCAUUGAAGUUUCUCAUGAUUGCGACACGCAAGGUCGACUCAAAGACUGAGUACUUCACCUAUGCUCUGGAUUUCAAUGGCCUGCACGAAAGCAAUUGCGGCAGCGGUGACUUUGAGAAAUGGCCCGCUCGGAAGGACAAGGACGGCAAAGCGACCUGCAUCAUGGGCCACAAGCAAUACUUUCAGCGCCGGAAAGCCGAUGCCAAGUGUGUCGUGGAAAACAAGAAUUUUGAGGACCCAGAGGAGACGCGAGAAGACUGUGAGUGCAGCAAACAAGAUUUCGAAUGUGACUACAACUUCAAGCGCGAUGGGGACAAGUGUGUCAGAAAUGGACCAGUAGCUCCUCCUGCUGGAGCUUGCGAAGAAGGAGAGAAGACUUUCAAAGGCACAUCCGGCUAUCGACUGAUUCCUGGAAACACAUGCAAAGGCGGUGUAGAUCUCGCCAAAGAGGUUGAGAGGGAUUGCGAGGAAACAAGUACUCCACCUGCUUCCGGUCAGAUCACUUCGGAAGUCAAGAAGUUCAAGGGGUCGAAAUUCAUUGAAUAUUACUACAUGGAACGUGAGGACAGCAAUCAAGGCCAAGACGAGACCGUGCUCUUGCGAACGAACCGUGGUCAGGUCUGGAAGACUCAUGAUCAUGGUAAGAAGUGGGAGCAGAUACUUGAGAAGGAGGAGAUAUUGGCGAUUUACCCACACCAAUUCUUCAACGAUAUCGUAUACUUCAUUACACCGACGAAGACCGUACAUUACUCGAAAAACUUUGCUCGGUCAUUCAACACCUUCGAAGCUCCCGAAGCCCCAAACCACGAGCAAAUACAGGUGCUGACCUUCCAUCCUUCCAACAAAGACUGGCUGAUCUGGACUGGUGGCCGAGACUGUAAGGGAGAUGACUGCCUGACGAUCGCGCAUGUGUCCAAAAAGGGCGGUGAUGAUUGGGAGUCACUGCUCCGUGGUGUUCGAAAGUGCCAAUUCGUGUAUCGAGAGGACAGGCCAGAGUCAGAGCAACUUGUCUACUGCGAGGUGCAUGCGGACGAGAGCAGAGACAGUCCAGUCAAACUUCUGAGCAGUGAUGACUGGUUCGCACACAAGAAAGAACUCCAAGACGACAUCGUCAGCUUCGCAACCAUGGAAGAAUUCAUCGUGGUUGCUGUCAAGGACCAAAAGGAGGAAAGUCUCCGGAUUGAUGCGAGUAUCGAUGGCUCAACAUUUGCGAACGCCCAGUUCCCAGUGAAUUUGAAUGUCAAGCAUAAAACAGCUUUCACUGUACUGGACUCAAGCACACACGCAGUCUUCCUACAUGUCACCGUGAAUGCUGUCGAAGACCAGCAGUACGGCAGCAUAGUAAAGAGCAACAGCAAUGGCACGUCGUACGUUCUAUCUUCCGCCGAAGUGAACAGAAAUAAUGAGGGGUAUGUGGACUUUGAGAAGAUGCAAGGUCUGGAGGGAGUCGCCGUUAUCAACCGCGUGGCAAAUGCUCGUGAAGUCGAUGGCGGCAGCAGGAAAAAGCUGCAAACAUUCAUCACCCACAACGAUGGUGCAGCAUGGGCUCGACUUGGUCGGCCCGAUGAUCCACCAAAAGAGGUUGGCAAACCUUUCGAAUGCCAAGGCCAAAGCAACCAGAAGUGUAAUUUGCAUCUGCAUGGCUAUACCGAGCGUAAGGAUCCAAGAGACACGUACAGCUCACCGAGCGCAGUAGGGUUGAUGCUUGGUACCGGAAACGUGGGCGAAUUUCUAGGUCCCAAGGAAGACGCACAUACCUUCAUCACUCGUGAUGGCGGCAUCAGGUGGCACAUGGUUGCCGAAGGUAACUGGAUGUGGGAGUACGGAGAUCAGGGCUCCAUCAUCGUGAUCGUCAAAGAAGAUGUGCCGACUGGCGAAGUUCGAUACUCUUUGGAUGAAGGCCAAACUUGGCAAACGUACGACUUUGGCGAGACCAUGGUGGUCAACGACAUCACCACUGUACCCAGCGACACAAGCCGAAACUUCCUACUUUGGGGCAAGAUUGGCGACUCGAUCGCUACCAUCAAUAUUGACUUCAGCGGCAUGAAGGAACGGUCCAAGCAGUGUAAGCUUGAUGAACAGCAUCCCGAAUCCGAUGAUUACAAGCUCUGGUCGCCUUCACAUCCGCUAUCCGAGGACAAUUGCCUGUUUGGCCACGUAGGCCAGUACCAUCGCAAAAUCCUCGAUCACGACUGCUACAACGGAAAGGAGAUCAAACACCUGCACAACAUCGCCAAGAACUGUUCAUGCACACGAAACGACUUCGAAUGUGACUUCAACUACCAAAGCGACAGCAACGGCGCCUGUAUCUUGGUCGAAGGCCUCAGUCCACCCGAUCCGUUGGAAGUGUGCAAGAAGAACCCGGGUCUCUUGGAGUUCAACGACCCCACCGGGUACAGACGGAUACCACUCACCACGUGUGAAGGAGGCAGAGAGUUGGACAAGACAUCAAAUACAUUUGCAUGCCCAGGACAUGAGCAAGACUACCAAAAGAAGCACGGUAUCAGUGGAGCCGGUUUGUUCUUCGCCAUCUUCAUACCCAUCGCCGCAGCCGCUGGAGUCGGCUUCUGGGUGUGGAAGAACUGGGACGGCAAAUUUGGCCGCAUCAGACUCGGCGAUUCUGGAUAUGGUGGCGGCGGUGCGUUUGAUGGAGAUGCUCCUUGGGUCAAGUAUCCCGUGAUGGUCAUUUCCGGCAUCGUGGCCGUGAUAGCCGCUCUACCCAUGGUGGUGGGAAGUUUGUGGAAUACGGUUGCAACGAGGUUCGGGCGCAGUAGCGGAUAUGGGUAUUCGCGACCUUUUACCAGUCGGAGCAGUUUCCAGCGUGGGCGGAGCGAUUAUGCUGUUGUAGAUGACGAUGACGGGGAGUUGCUGGGCGAGGAUAGUGACGAGGAUGUCUAGACGGUUGGUUCUAUCAGGAGGGACGUCCCCGCUUUCCAGAUUGAAUGUGCAUGUGUAGGAUAGAACCUGCCCUCUUCAAUUGGGAGGGGUUGGGGAUUACAUUGUAUGCAUAUAGAUGUUUU